Messenger RNA from Pseudophryne corroboree (corroboree frog), 2903 nucleotides. Its product is annotated as oocyte zinc finger protein XlCOF6-like. Gene Ontology annotation, cellular component: nucleus. Gene Ontology annotation, biological process: regulation of transcription by RNA polymerase II. The transcript has 4 exons. NCBI's taxonomy places the organism in Eukaryota, Metazoa, Chordata, Amphibia, Anura, Myobatrachidae. The coding region runs from base 41 to 2665 and encodes 874 amino acids. Gene Ontology annotation, molecular function: RNA polymerase II cis-regulatory region sequence-specific DNA binding; DNA-binding transcription factor activity, RNA polymerase II-specific. The record is from RefSeq and is a predicted model, not a curated record.
GGAGUAUAUAGAGGAACACAGAGGUCUGUACAAGGACGUGAUGAUGGAGAAUCACCGGCCCCUCACAUCACUGGAUGGGCCCAGUAACAGAGAUACCCCAGAGAGAUGUCCCCGUCCUCUGUAUUCCCAGGACUGUCCAGAGGAGAAUCACAGGAUCCCACAGGAGGAUCAAAGUGAAGAAUUAACUGAUGUAAAAACAGAAGAUAUAAAGAAAGCCGAGAAGAUGCUUGUGUCUUAUAAUAAGGCAGAAAAUAUAGAGGGAGAAGAAGAGACGUAUGUGACUGAUAUAAGGGCAGAAAAUAUAGAAGGAGAAGAAGAGACGUAUGUGACUAUUAUAAAGACAGAAGAUAUAGAGGGAGAAGAAGAGACGUAUGUGACUGAUAUAAAGGCAGAAGAUAUAGAGGGAGAAGAAGAGACGUAUGUGACUGAUAUAAAGGCAGAAGAUAUAGAGGGAGAAGAAGAGACGUAUGUGACUGUUAUAAAGACAGAAGAUAUAGAGGGAGAAGAAGAGACGUAUGUGAGGGGUGAUCAGCAAUGUAAGGAGGAGGAAAUCCCUACAGAUAUCAGCACAGAUGGAUGCUAUACAUGGAAUACCUCGGAGGAACAUCUCGUUUGGUCUCCAGAUUUUAAAUUAGAAGAUAAGAACAUGACAAAAGGGUCUCCAGAAGAAGACUGCAUUACUUUAAAUAUACAUACAGCAUUUCACAGUGCAGAUAUAUCAUCUGAUCCAUCUAUUAUUGAGGAAUGUUCUCCUGGUAACUCACAUAUUGCUGUACCUAGUACAGUUUGUAGUGGUGACACAGUGAUUUCCUCUUCUAAAAGUGGGAAAUGGUUAACACAUAAACUAGCUCUUGUUGAACAUGAGAGAAGUCACACAGAUGAGAGGCCAUUUCCAUGUUCUGAGUGUGGAAAAUGUUUUAAACGGAAAUCAGAUCUUCGCAAACAUCAGAUGUGUCACACGGGUGAGAAACCAUUUCCAUGUUCUGAGUGUGGAAAAUGUUUUAAACAGAAAUCAGAUCUUCGCAAACAUCAGAAGCGUCACACAUUUGAGAAACCAUUUCCAUGUUCUGAGUGUGGGAAAUGUUUUCCAAACAAAUCAGAACUUAUUCGACAUAACUUCAGUCACACAGGUGAGAGGCCAUUUCCAUGUUCUGAGUGUGGAAAAUGUUUUAAACGGAAAUCAGAUCUUCGCAAACAUCAGAUGCGUCACACAGUUGUGAAACCAUUUCAAUGUUCUGAGUGUGGGAAGUGUUUUCCAAACAAUUCAGAACUUAUUCAACAUAACUUAAGACACACAGGUGAGAAUCUAUUUCCAUGUUCUGAGUGUGGAAAAUGUUUCAAACAGACAUCAGAUCUUCGCAAACAUCAGAUGCGUCACACAGUUGAGAAACCAUUUCCAUGUUCUCAGUGUGGGAAAUGUUUUUUAGCAAAAUCAGAUCUUCACAAACAUCAGAUGUGUCACACAUUUGAGAAACCAUUUCCAUGUUCUGAGUGUGGGAAAUGUUUUAAAUGGAAAUCAAAUCUCUACAGACAUCAGAAGUGUCACACAUUUGAGAAACCAUUUCCAUGUUCUGAGUGUGGGAAAUGUUUUGCAAACAAAUCAGAACUUAGUCAACAUAACUUAAGUCACACAGGUGAGAGGCCAUUUCCCUGUUCUGACUGUGGAAAAUGUUUUAAACGGAAAUCAGAUCUUCGCAAACAUCAGAUGCGCCACACAGUUGAGAAACCAUUUCCAUGUUCUGAGUGUGGGAAGUGUUUUCCAAACAAAUCAGAACUUAUUCAACAUAACUUAAGACACACAGGUGAGAGGCCAUUUCCAUGUUCUGAGUGUGGAAAAUGUUUUAAACAGAAAUCAGAUCUUCGCAAACAUCAGAUGCGCCACACAGUUGAGAAACCAUUUCCAUGUUCUGAGUGUGGGAAAUGUUUUGCAAACAAAUCAGAACUUAUUCAACAUAACUUAAGUCACACAGGUGAGAGACCAUUUCCCUGUUCUGAGUGUGGAAAAAGUUUUAUAAAGAAAUCAUUUCUUGUUGCACAUCAGAGAAGUCACACAGGUGAGAGGCCAUUUCCAUGUUCUGAGUGUGGGAAAUGUUUUGCAAACAAAUCAGAACUUAUUCAACAUAACUUAAGUCACAGAGUUGAGAAACCAUUUCCAUGUUCUGAGUGUAGAAAAAGUUUUAUAAAGAAAUCAUUUCUUGUUGAACAUCAGAGAAUUCACACAGGUGAGAGGCCAUUUCCUUGUUCUAAGUGUGGAAAGUGUUUUACACGUAAACCAGAACUGUUUAUACAUGAGAGAAGUCACACAGGUGAGAAACCAUUUCCAUGCUCUGAAUGUGGGAAAUCUUUUAUACAGAAAGCAGCUCUUGUUAUACAUCAGAUGCGUCACACAGGGGAGAAACCAUUUCCAUGCUCUGAGUGUGGGAAAUCUUUUAUACAGAAAGCAGCUCUUGUUACACAUCAGAUGCGACACACAGGUGAGAAGCCAUUUCCAUGUUCUGAGUGUGGGAAAUCUUUUAUACAGAAAUCAGGUCUUGUCAUACAUAAAAGAAGUCACACAGGUGAGAAACCAUUUCCAUGCUCUGAGUGUGGAAAAUGUUUUAAAGCUCAAUCUUCUCUUUUUACACACAUGAAAAUACACGCAGGUAAGAAGAAGCCAUUUCCAUGAUCUGAGUGUGGGAAAUGUUUUCCAUAUAAAUCAGAUCUUAUUAGACAUCAGAGGCAUCACAUAGGUGAGAAGUCAUUUCUAUUCUUUGAGUAUGUAUAGAAGUAUGUGGCAGGAUAUAAUGGUGUCUGAGAUCGCGAGACGCAUGGGACACCGGAUGAUCUCUGAUAUUUUCUCUGACGUCCUUGUGGAUGCUGGGACUCCGUCAGGACCAUGGGGAAUAGCGGCUCCGCAGGAGACU